GAGUAGGAGAGAAAGCUCAUACAGUUGGGUAGAGAGAAAACAGAGCAAUAGCUGACAGGAGCACAAAAGUGGAGCCUUUGUCAUACGAUCGGUGCAAUCCUUUUGAAUCGCUACACCUUAAAGUUUGAUACGUGCCGAUGACUUUUCCCUGAACACUCUCCCAUUGGACAACAAUGCACCUGUCUCUGCUUUGCACCCUCUGCCUUCAUUUUGUUUUGCUUUGCGGGGCAGAGGAAGGUCUUGAAUUUCCCAACUUUGAUGGCAGGGACAGAGUGUUGGACAUCAACGAGCGCAGCUACAAGAAGGCUUUGAAGAGAUUUGACCUGCUUUGUCUGUUCUACCACGAGCCCGUGCCUGCUAACAAAGGCCUGCAGAAGCGCUUCCAGAUGACCGAGCUGGUCCUCGAGCUCACAGCUCAGGUACUGGAGAACAAAGAUAUUGGAUUUGGGAUGGUGGACGCUCAGAAAGAUGCCAAAGUUGCCAAGAAGCUCGGCCUCGAAGAGGUGGGAAGCCUGUAUGUCUUCAAGGAUGAUCGCAUCAUUGAGUUUGAUGGAGAACUGUCAGCUGACACUCUUGUGGAGUUCCUUCUAGAUGUGCUGGAGGACCCAGUGGAAAUAAUCAACAACGCAAUGGAGCUCCGAGCUUUCGAAAGGAUAGAGGAAGACAUUCGCCUCAUUGGUUACUUCAAAGGAGAGGAUUUAUACUACAAAGCUUUUCAGGAGGCCUCGGAGCGUUUUCAACCGUACAUCAAGUUCUUUGCCACAUUUGAUAAAUCUGUGGCCAAACAUCUCUCCCUCAAGAUGAACGAGGUGAAUUUUUAUGAGCCCUUCAUGGAGGAGCCCGUUGUCCUGCCUGGCAGACCUCUAUCUGAAACGGAGAUUGUAGACUUUGUCAAUCAACACAGGAGGGCCACUCUGAGGAAGCUCCGGGCAGAGAACAUGUUUGAGACAUGGGAGGAUGACACGGAUGGAAUCCAUAUUGUCGCAUUUGCCGAAGAGGAGGAUCCAGACGGCUAUGAAUUCCUGGAGAUCUUAAAGGACGUGGCGAGAGACAACACCAACAACCCGGAUCUCAGCAUUGUCUGGAUUGAUCCGGAUGACUUCCCUCUGCUCACCACUUACUGGGAAAAGACCUUCAAGUUGGACUUGUUCAGGCCUCAGAUUGGUGUGGUCAACGUCACAGAUGCCGACAGUGUGUGGCUAGACAUGUCCAACGACGAAGACCUGCCCACUGCCGAGGAGCUAGAGGACUGGAUCGAGGACGUCCUGUCGGGCAGAGUUAACACGGAAGACGACGAUGACGACUUUGAAGAGGACUCUGACGAGGACUCUGACGAAGACCUGAUAGAAGACGGCGACAACAGCCUUGACCAAGAGUAUGACCGAGAUGACUGAGUAUGUUAGAAUUUUGAUCAUACUUUCAAACUAGAUGUCCUUUUUAGAGAUUCGAUGUGAAAGCUAAGGGAUUAGAGAUGACAUGAUGGCCACCUAAUGCUUAGUCAAGUGCCAUGAUCAUUGCGCAAUGUCAUAAAAUUGGUUUUGCUGCUGAAGUAAAUGUAAAAUACUGCUCAGUUUAAUUUGCUCUGGUAAGAAACUAGUGGUGAAAAAAUUGCUAAUUGUUACAGCAGGUUUUGUUGCAUGGGGCGGAGGAGUUGAAAGGGUCCCCCCCCCCCCCCCCCAUUUUCUAAGCAAUCAUUAGUCCUCAUUGCACUGAAAAAUGUCGAGCACCUCUUGGGAACACAAGAGGUUUGUUUUGAACCAGCUUUUAACUGAGGAGCGUUGUUGUGACUCUCCUAAUCUUCCAGGCUUACCCGGGAAUAAGGAAAACAGACAAAUUUGCCAUUUGAAAAGAGCACCUCAACAUUGCUCAAAUUAAGCUCAUUAAAACAAAGCAUUCUUUUCGACCUCCCAAUACAGACUGCAUGUCGUAUUUGAUUUUACUCACCCAGAAAGCAAUAGGAGGAAAUGAACUACCUGGCCAGAGUUGUUUGGACCGUAUAGUUGAGCCCGUGUGUCUAUCAGCCGGGACAGAACAUUUGUUUGAAGA
This is a messenger RNA of Syngnathus typhle (broad-nosed pipefish), 2046 nucleotides long. RefSeq names its product calsequestrin-2-like. The coding region runs from base 174 to 1394 and encodes 406 amino acids. Gene Ontology annotation, cellular component: sarcoplasmic reticulum lumen. Gene Ontology annotation, biological process: regulation of cardiac muscle contraction by regulation of the release of sequestered calcium ion. NCBI's taxonomy places the organism in Eukaryota, Metazoa, Chordata, Actinopteri, Syngnathiformes, Syngnathidae. The record is from RefSeq and is a predicted model, not a curated record. Gene Ontology annotation, molecular function: calcium ion binding. The transcript has 11 exons.